Molecule: messenger RNA, 1038 nt
Organism: Rana temporaria (common frog)
Lineage: Eukaryota; Metazoa; Chordata; Amphibia; Anura; Ranidae
Product: putative gustatory receptor clone PTE03
Exons: 1
Coding region: 97-1038 (313 amino acids)
Biological process (GO): G protein-coupled receptor signaling pathway
Cellular component (GO): membrane
Molecular function (GO): olfactory receptor activity; G protein-coupled receptor activity
Source: RefSeq, a predicted model, not a curated record
UCUUCCUCUUCUCCUAAUAUUAUCCUAACUGAACUAAAAUGUUCUAAUAAGUCUACUGUGUGCUACAGGAAAUAAAGCCUACCCCCAGUUCUAUAGAUGGAGAACAUAUCAACAACCUACACCAAUUUUGUCCUUGUUGGGCUUGUCCAAAUGGAAUCAUUAAGAUUCUUAUACGCUCUACUUACUUUUUCAUUAUAUUCAACUUCUUUCUUUGUGAGUUCAAUGAUUGUCUAUGUAACCUGGACAGAGGAAAGUUUGCAUGAACCGAUGUACAUCUUUAUAUGCGGCUUGGUCCUCAACGUGAUGUUCGGAAGUUCGGCUUACCUCCCCAAGCUACUGAUUGACUUACUGUCUAAAAAUUCAACUAUUUCUCUCUCCGGAUGUCUAUUUCAGGCCUUCUGCAUGCAGACUUACGCAGCUGCUGAAAUUUUUACUUUCACUGUUAUAGCAUACGAUCGAUAUUUGGCGGUGGCUCACCCUCUGAGGUACUCAGCGCUGAUGACAAACUUGACCAGUCAGAAGUUACUACUUGCCAUAUGGGUUUUUGUUCUUUUGGGUAUAUGUGGGGUUGUAUUGUUAACAGCAAGGCUGACCUUUUGUGGGGUAGAUAUCAACAAUGUCUACUGUGAGACCAUGUCCCUCCUACGACUUUCUUGUGGCGAUAUCACAGUUAAUAAUAUUUAUGGAAUAACAUGGACCUUGCUCAUCACAGUUAGCCCCAUGCUUUUAAUUAUUUAUUGUUAUAUAAAGACGAUUGUCAUCUGUCUCAAACUUCCUGGGGAAGCCUCUCAGAAAGCCGCCCAAACGUUGGUGACUCAUGCAAUCGCUUUUAGCAUUUUUAUGGUUGGAACUCUGUUUAUUGUCUUUAGGUACAGACUAAGCAGUAGUUCUCUCUCAACUGUUGCCCAUGUUGUCAUCUCUAUGAGUGGUAUGAGUACAUCGAUUACUGUUAACCCUCUGAUCUACGGCAUAAGGACCAAGGCACUCAGAAUAAGAAUCGCACGCACUCUGCAGAAGAUAUUAGGAAACUCAAAAUAA